Molecule: messenger RNA, 1508 nt
Organism: Melanotaenia boesemani (Boeseman's rainbowfish)
Lineage: Eukaryota; Metazoa; Chordata; Actinopteri; Atheriniformes; Melanotaeniidae
Product: keratin, type I cytoskeletal 13-like
Exons: 7
Coding region: 67-1392 (441 amino acids)
Molecular function (GO): structural molecule activity
Source: RefSeq, a predicted model, not a curated record
CAGAGCUGCACAUCUCAGCCACCUCCUUCUCUCCAAAACAGGCAGAUCUCCUGAGCAGCCUCAACAAUGAGUACUUUUUCAAGGACCAGCGGCAUGUUAAGCGCAUAUUCUGGGGGCUCCUCUAGAAGCCUGGGUGGUGGGUCACUGCGGAGGACAUAUGCUUCAAGUGUUCAUGGUGGUGCAGGAGGUAGUGGAGCCAGAAUCUCUGUUUCCUCAGGUGGUUUUGGAGCUGCAGGCGGGGCAGGGGGUGGCUAUGGCUUUGGUAUGGGGGGUGGUGCAGGCUUUGGUGCAGGUUCUGGUGCAGGCUUUGGUGGAGGGUUUGGUGCAGGAGGUGGAAUGGACCUCCACGUUGGAGCCAGUGAGAAGGCCACCAUGCAGAACCUGAAUGACCGACUGGCCUCUUACCUGGACAAGGUACGCACCCUAGAGAAGGCCAAUGCUGAACUUGAGCUCAAGAUCAAGCAGUUUUUGGAGAGUAAAGCCGCCCCGUCUGCUCGAGAUUACUCAGCUUAUGAGGCCACCAUCAACAACCUGCAGGAUAAGAUCCGGGAUGCCAUUUGUGUCAAUGGAGGCAUUUUUCUGGCCCAGGAAAAUGCAAAACUGGCAGCAGAUGACUUUAAAACCAAGUAUGAGAAUGAGCUUGGCAUGCGCACAUCAGUUGAGGCUGACAUCAUUGACCUAAAGAGACUUCUGGAUCAGCUGACGUUAGCCAGAUCAGACCUGGAGAUGCAGAUAGAAGGCCUUAGGGAGGAGCUCAUCUUCCUUAAGAAGAACCACGAGGAGGAAAUGGCAGCUACCAGGAGCCAGGUGACCGGUCAGAUCAACGUGGAGGUGGAAGCAAGGCCACAAGAAGACCUGAGCAGUAUUAUGGCUGAGAUCCGUGAGCAGUAUGAGGGAGUGGCUGCUAAGAACCAGAAAGACCUUCAGUCCUGGUUUGACUCAAAAACGGAGGUGCUGACCAAAGAGGUGGCAGGAAGCACACAAAGCCUGCAAACAUCCAAGUCCGAAAUCUCUGAGAUCCGUCGUACAUUGCAAGGCCUGGAGAUUGAGCUGCAGUCACAACACAGCAUGAAAGCAGCACUGGAAGCCACUUUGGCUGAAACAGAGUCACGGUAUUCCAUGAAGCUCCAAGGCUUCCAGAUGCAGGUGGCAAGCCUGGAGGAACAACUGAUGCAGCUACGCGCUGACAUAGAGCGCCAGAACCAGGAGUACAAGAUGCUGCUCGACAUCAAGACACGACUAGAGCUGGAGAUUACAGAGUACAGGAGGCUGCUGGAUGGAGAGGGAAGUUUUGGCAGUUCAAAUGUCAGCACAACUAAAAAGGUUAUAGUGGUCACAGAGGAGAUGAAGGACGGCAAGGUGAUCUCCUCAAACACCACCACCACCUCAUAACCAGCCUCACACAGAAAACAUUGGGCAACGCUUGGAGGCUGCAAACCACCACCUGCAACAAGACAACUUCCUUCAAAGACUAAUUUGAAUGCAAUAAAAACUUCUCAGUUUGCUAA